AGUUCUCCAGCAACCAUGUGUACCAAAUUUGUUUUAUCAAUUCUUGUUGUUGUUGUGGCUGCAGCCAUUGCAGAUGAUACCGCCACAUCUCCUGUUGUUGCUGUAGUCCCUGCAGAUGAUAAGAACAAGUUUCCUGUGGUUAAAACAACCAUUGUUGGUGAAUCGGGCACUAUUACUGAUGAACGUCCCCUACCAAUAGCUCCAGUCCCAGUACCUACAUACGUUUUGGGUUCCAGAGUCUUACCGUACGUUUUUUCUCCUACGGUCAAAAUUGUGCCAAAGCCCAUUGCUGAAAUAAAAUCUGUCAAGGAUUUGGAAGAUUCGGAAUCAAUUGAAAUAAAUUCCGAGCCAGCCGGUUUGCCAUCACCUCUUGUCACUUUCCCGUAUUACGGAUAUCCUUUCGGAUAUCAGCCGACAUACCCUUUUUUUAACGGAGGCCGGUAUUUUUACAAAUAUUAUUAUUAAAUGCUUGUAGAUUUACGUUGUAGUAGA
Messenger RNA from Zophobas morio, 492 nucleotides. RefSeq lists its product as uncharacterized. The transcript has 2 exons. The record is from RefSeq and is a predicted model, not a curated record. NCBI's taxonomy places the organism in Eukaryota, Metazoa, Arthropoda, Insecta, Coleoptera, Tenebrionidae. The coding region runs from base 16 to 465 and encodes 149 amino acids.